Messenger RNA from Chaetomium globosum CBS 148.51, 4431 nucleotides. RefSeq lists its product as uncharacterized. Bases 1 to 4431 code for a protein of 1476 amino acids. The transcript has 4 exons. The record is from RefSeq and is a predicted model, not a curated record. NCBI's taxonomy places the organism in Eukaryota, Fungi, Ascomycota, Sordariomycetes, Sordariales, Chaetomiaceae.
AUGGACCCCGCCAUCCGGUCUAGGUACUGCCGCAGAUACACCAGCUCCACAGACUUCGAAGCCACAAACAGGAUAUGCCGCGGCCUUGUGCGCCGCAUUGAGCGCUGCUCCGAGGGAUUUAUCACCCGGAAAGACUCGGGUGCCUUGGAGAUGUUCAAGAACGACACCUAUGAACGCAAGCCGCAGCGAUUCGAGAUGACCUUCCGCGUCAUGAGGAGAGGGAUGGGCGAGUGGGCUGAGCGAACGUACCGGUCUUACGAAAAACAGCCCCUAACCAUUGCGCACACGAAGGAGGUCAUGCUGUCCGUUCACUGGAUGAUUGGGCUCUUCAUGCGCCGCCACGACCGAAACUUCCGGUGGCUCGACUGCCCGGCCCCAGAGCUUGAUUCAGAAGGAAGCGAGACUGCAGUGCCUUCCCGUGAUGGUCCCCUUUCAACCUUGUCCAUACCUAGAUCCCGCUUCGUCGAAACCUCCCAGGCCUUCGAGUUCGUGUCUGGAUACAGCAUCGAAAUCUAUUUUCGAAGUAGGAAUCCGCACCGACGCGUCCCCACGUUCGAGAAGAGGGCAAGAGUUUCCAGCACACAAACCACGCCGUUGACUCUGUUUCUCAGCGAGGACAUGCUGUGGAAAGCGUUGCAGUUUGCUAACCAGGCACUGGACUCGAAAAAGCGGCAGUUUGACCAUCAUCUCCGAGACCACAGAGAACUCUACUCCACUCAUCUCGGGGAUGACACGUUUGAGCUUAGUCUUAGAGUGCAGAAUCACCUCGGACCUGCAUACAACCAUGUGCAGAGAAGCAUCAAGAGCACACUCGCACUCUUUCGGGACCUGGACGCUCAAGACUGUGGCGCCUUCUUCUCUGGGAUCGAGGAAUAUCUGUCGCACAUUCGGGACGAGGCUGAUGCAUUGCUGAGCGGCAUGAACGAUUUCGAGAUCCGCAUCGCCGAACUCAAGGGCGUAGGCUGGACCGUGCGAGAGGCCGCCAAGUUCACUCUCGGCCCCUCCGCGUCGUACGGCCGCCGGACCAUCCAAGCAGCGCUGGAUCGCAUCCAGACUGGCAUCGGGGAUGUCAUCCGCGGCCACAACAUUGCCAUCCACGUCAACGCCCAUAAGCGAGGACACCUUGUCUUGGACAAGGCUAUCGUUGCGCACGAGAAACACGGGAGCGCGAAAGAAACCUUUGCCUCGCGCGAGGACGCGCAGGCAGCCUUUGUCGAGAGGCUGAAAGCCCAGGUCCAGAAGGAUAUGGAUAAGAUAUUCGAGGAUUCGUGUGCCAUCGACGACAUCCCCGAGUAUGAAGACGACUAUUUUGCCACUCGGCCCAUCACGCCCGUCACGCCAUUGCAUCCUGAACAUGCCGUGUUUGAUAUGACGUGGGCUCCGGUUGCUGCUCGGCCCAUCACGCCCGUCACGCCGCUGCAGCCAGAGCAAGCCGUGUUUGAUGAGCCCUCCCCAAGACCUUCGCCAUCGUCAGUAAAAUCCUCACCAGCAAAGCGGCCCGCCCUGGGGGUCUUGCAAAGUUCACCGAAGCCGCGCGCUCGGCGGCUGUUCUCGCUGUCUCGUCGAUCUACAGAAUCCGUGAGGUCAAUCGAUUAUCUCAAGAAGGCAGCUCGUGAUUUGUUUUCGCAUGAUAGUAAGUCCGGUUCUGUGAUCAGCGAAGAGAUAUCAGAGCCACAUGGGACGGAGUCACCUGUGCCUGUGCCUGAAGCCCGAGGGCCCUUGCUAGCUGCAGCAGAGGUAAAAUCAACGCGGUCAUUCUCGUUGUUUAGACGGAGCCGCUCUUCUACCUUUCGCACCAGCAACACCUCGACUCUCGUUGAAGAGCAGAUUGCAGAGGGCGGUCCCCAUGGCCAGAAUGACAAGAAAGCUAGAAGCGGACAUCUGCAGGGCCGUUCUGAGGGUUCGAUGACGUCUGGAGAGGAGGCGAGCUCUAGAGUUGCUGUGACAGGGACUGUCCCUGUAGAGACACCCUCAACUUCAGGGUUGGGCAUCAGCCUCACUGUCCAACAACCUGAAGCACCAUGCACGGAGAACAAAAACGCACCAGCAGCUCUUCGCCAAAAGAAACAGGGUAGAAUGGACUCUCCCGAGUUUACCGACGCUCGGGAGUACUUGCUCAGCCCGGCUUCCGAGGAAGUUGCCCAGUCGGAGCUCUCGGGUGCUCUGGCCAGGGUAGUCAGCCCGAGAGAGGAUGACGACUUCUCGACGGCACCGUCCACCCCCGAAUUGAGCACGGGAGCCUCGUCACCGAGGCACAGCGUAUUGAUAACCCCGGAGUCCCAACGGACCAAACCGGACACGAAGGACACUGUCCUCCAAGACCCACCCUCGGAAAAAACCCAGCCUUCUCCUCCCUGCCCCCUCGGAACCGAACCCCACGCACCACCAGCCGACAGCCCGCCCGCCCUCACAGCCCCUGCAUCGGACUCCCCCACCCCAGAGUCCGAAAUCCGGCCAUCGGACCCGAGCGAGCAGCCGUCGGCCGCCCUCGCCCCAGAUCUGCCUGCUGCUGCCUCUGCUGCUGUCAUCGCAAAGCCCGCCGAUAGGCUGGACGCGUCGUCGCCCGGGAGCGAACUCGGCGCCGGGCACGGUGCCGAGGUUGGGACUGGGGCUGGGACUGGGGGAGAAGGUGCGGAGGGGGGGAUGGGCCCGACGAGUGUUGUCGGGUCCGAUGUGGGUGUCGGGGAGGCGGGUGUUGGUGAUGGGUUCGGGUUUGUGCAUGAGGAGUUUGGUGGGGAGCGUCUUGCUGCUGGGGAGGUGACCGCUCGGGAUGUCGGUCCCGGGGGGGAGGUUGAGGGUGGUGGUGGUUCGGUUGGGGUUGAUACCCGGGACGCUGGGGUUGGUGAUGAGGAGGGGAGUCGCGGUCCCGGGUCUCAUGCCGAAGUUCACAUUGAGCCUCAAGGCGGUGCCGUGAUUGGGGAAGAUGUCGAACUCGGUGCCGUACCUGACGGACCCGACGGACCCGAUGUGUUUGCUAACCAGGUCGGAAAUGGUCACGCCGCCGGGGACUCGGACUCGGAGACUCCCCUCGAGGAGGGAAAGCAAGCUGCCGUGCCCGACCCUGGGAGUGAUACAUUGCCGAACGGAGACGGAACCAAGGAAGAGCCGGGCGCGGUUUCGGCCGUGUCUGAUGCCACCGAUGCCACCGAAGGUCCCAAGCAGGGUUUCGCUGGGGAACUUGAGGAAUCCGUCUCGGUGCCGGUGCUGGGUGGACUACCCGGUGACAACGUCGAUGGCGGGGCGCGCGGGAAGUCCGAGGUUGACGCUGUUUGUACCGAGGCCCCGGGUUUCGGUACUCUCGAGGAGGAUGAGGGCGACUCGAUCAUGGACCCGAUCGUGCUCGGAGCUGCCGAAACCGACUCGCCGAAGUUUGAAGACGUCGAGGGAUUGGACACGGUACCGAUGGUGGCUUCCGACGGGCAAAAUGCCGACGAGCAGGCUGCAGAACAAUCCGUGGCCGCCCCGGCUGCCCUUGAGGCUGUCAAACACGAGGCCCGGAACAAUGCUGUCGCGCAGUUUGUCGGGCAUGGAAUUUUGCAAGUGGAUUCUUGGGCUGACGGGAUUGGCGGGGAGGAUGCUUAUGAGUCCGAAGAACCUCGCUCUGAUCCUAGGGUCGGAAAUGACGACCUUCUCAGGAAGGCGUUCGGGCCCGAAGCUAGGAUCGACGAGACCGGCGCUAGCUCUGAAGUCGGCGAUCGGCGUGUUUGCGCCGACAGUGGGACCUCGGCGCCGGAUUCCCAUGGCAAACACAUCGCCCCGGAGAUCUCUGCCGACUCCCCGGUCAAUCCCAGCACCCUUCGUGAGAGCCUCGAGUUCGCCCGGACCCCAGCAUCCACACAGCCCGCGAAACCCAACCCUAACCUCGCACCCAUCCCCGACCUCUCCAAACUCCCGAAAUCCAUCCCCGCCCUAAGCCGAAUCAGCCUCUCCUCCGACACCGCGUCCUUCAUUAGCCCCGUCCGCGACUCAGUCGACACCAUCCGGCCGUCGACGGACGAAACCCGAUACACCAAGGCUCCCCCCACCGAGCAGGCCCACACCAACAAAAGCCGUCCCCAAACAGCCGGCUACCUGCACAUCGGCCUCCACGAGACGCGCCUCGUCGAGGUCGGGCUGCGCGGUGCGCUCGGCGGCGCGAUAGGCGGUGCUCGGUCGCGUCGGAUGAGCCUGCCGCUGCAGAACCUGCUGCUGCCGGACGGCGAGGCGGCGCGGGACCGCCCGGCGGCCGCGGAGAGGUCGGUCUCGAGCGGGCCGGCGGCGAAACCGGAUGAUCCGCGGAAGCCGUUGAGGAAGGGGAUGAAGAGCGCGAAGGAGCUGGGAGAAGGCGGCGGGGAUGAGCUAGAUGAUGGGCGCUCGGUGCUGCCGAGGAUGAUGAUGCUGCUUGCGGGGGCGGUGGCCAUUGGGAAGAUGAUGAAGGGGCCUGGCGAUUGA